Molecule: messenger RNA, 1524 nt
Organism: Lachancea mirantina
Lineage: Eukaryota; Fungi; Ascomycota; Saccharomycetes; Saccharomycetales; Saccharomycetaceae
Source: the annotation of a GenBank genome assembly
AUGUCGAAUCAACAACAAUCCUAUACCGUGUGGUCGCCGCAAGAUACGGUUAGAGAUGUGGCAGACUCUUUGGGGAUUACCAACAUCAGAGACGAUGUACUUAAAUCGCUUGCGAUGGACGUUGAAUACCGGAUUCUUGAAAUCGUGGAACAAGCAGUGAAAUUCAAAAGACACUCUAAAAGAGACACGUUAACCACCGGAGAUAUUUCUGGCGCCCUGCGGGUUCUUAACGUCGAGCCCCUGUAUGGAUAUCAGGACGGAUCAGCGAGAUCGAAAAGCAUUUCUUUCUCUAAAGCAAGCGGUCAAGGCGGACAAACUAUUUACUUUAUGGACGACGAAGAAGUUGAUUUUGACAAACUGAUCAACGAACCUUUGCCUAAGGUGCCUCGUGUUCCAACUUUUUCGACACAUUGGCUCGCGAUUGAGGGCGUGCAGCCAGCGAUUCCGCAAAAUCCAAGUUUGAACCACAUACGAAUGUCACAACCACCUCUCGUGCGUGGGGCCAUUGUCACAACCAUCAACGAUACGAGCUUCCAGACUUCAGUAUCUGAAGAGAAAGAGGCACAGCAUGUUUCCACGGUCAAGCCUGGUCAAGCCACUGAGGUCAGGCCGUUGGUGAAACACGUACUAUCCAAAGAGUUACAGAUAUACUUCAAUAAAGUGGUAGAUGCCCUGACUUCUAACGGCCGAGAUGAGAAAUCUCACCACAUGCGGGCUGCUGCACUCACAUCUUUAAAAUCUGACACGGGAUUGCAUCAACUAGUGCCGUAUUUUAUUCAGUUCAUUGCUGAGCAAGUUACGCACAAUCUGACAGAUUUGAGACUUUUAAGCACCAUGCUUGAAAUGAUCUAUUCAUUGUUAAGCAAUCCUUCCGUGUUCCUGGACCCAUAUAUUCAUGCAUUAAUUCCGUCAAUUCUGACACUGCUUUUAGCCAAGAAGCUGGGUGGUAAUGCCACUAUAAGCUCAUCUGAAGAUUCUUCCAAAGAGAAUUCCGCCGAAGAAGUCGAACCCUCCUCUCAAUCUCUGGUUAAGAAAAAUGCUCUACGAGACUUCGCUGCGUCCUUAUUGAAGCACGUUCUUGACAAGUUCCCGAAAAUUAACAAGGCACUUAAGCCUCGAGUAAUGAGAACUCUCCUCAAAACAUUCUUGGACAUAAAUCGUGUUUUCGGAACUUAUUAUGGUUGUUUUAAAGGGGUCGCCGUUCUGGGACCAGAAUCUGUGAGAUUUUUCCUGGGCAAUCUUUAUAGCUGGUCCAAUAUUGUUCUAGUGGAGAAUAAGUCAAACGGUCAAGAGCUCGUCACGUCGAGACUUAAUAAGGUGGAGCACGAUAUGCUUUGCGACGUAAUAAUCGACUCGUUGUGUGUUUUGAAGCAAGACUUGCCAGCCAGUCAAACCUACGAGGGUGAUCUUAGUGAAAGCGAGAAGGAAAAGCUGGCAAAGAGAAUUGGUGCUACUUUAUCUGACAAAAUUACAGCACGUAAUGAUGCAAAAGAAUUGAUGGCUGCCAUCUUUUUUGGCGAAUGA